Necator americanus (New World hookworm) is the source of this 687-nucleotide messenger RNA. RefSeq lists its product as uncharacterized. The transcript has 7 exons. Gene Ontology annotation, molecular function: protein-L-histidine N-tele-methyltransferase activity. Bases 1 to 687 code for a protein of 228 amino acids. The record is from RefSeq and is a predicted model, not a curated record. Lineage: Eukaryota; Metazoa; Nematoda; Chromadorea; Rhabditida; Ancylostomatidae. Gene Ontology annotation, biological process: peptidyl-histidine methylation, to form tele-methylhistidine.
AUGCCUUUACAUAUCUCAGAGAUUGAAUUGAAAUGGGCAGAUGAUAAUCUUGUAAAGGAGCGACUCCAGGAGAAAGGGUUCAGCAACGAUAAGGCGUUAAGCGAUAUCACUCGUUCUGACAGAACAACUCAUGUUUAUGAAGGCGGUUUUAAGAUAUGGGAAUGCUGCUACGAUUUGUGCCAGCUGGUGGACGCUGAAUCAGCGGGUGUUCGUGGAAAGCGAGUGCUAGAACUUGGUUGCGGUGCUGGACUGCCAGGUAUUUUGUGCGCUUUACGCGGCGCUGCUCAUGUCACUUUCCAUGACUUCAACGACUGUGUUGUGCAGUGUUUUACGCAAGAAAAUCUACGGUUGAACGGUGUUGAAGAAUCGCAGUAUCAUUUACUCAGUGGCCCUUGGACUGACUUUCAGUCAAGUUUUGAGCCAAAGUGCUUGAAAAAUAUCCUAUUCGAAGGCGUUGAAACGAUCUACAAUACCGAUGAUUAUGAAGCCCUUCACGAUGCAUUCGAUUAUGCGCUGUCACCUAAAGGAGUGAUAUGGGUCGCAGCAAAGAUCUUCUAUUUCGGCGUAGGUGGCAAUGUCCCUUCUUUCAUUGAGUAUGUGGAGAAGAGAGGCGUAUUCAAGGCAACCAUGAAAAAGACCAUACAAUCCGAUAUUCCAAGAGCAAUCGUUGAGAUCCAUCGGAGUUAA